Molecule: messenger RNA, 2678 nt
Organism: Camelus dromedarius (Arabian camel)
Lineage: Eukaryota; Metazoa; Chordata; Mammalia; Artiodactyla; Camelidae
Product: transmembrane ascorbate-dependent reductase CYB561
Exons: 6
Coding region: 140-898 (252 amino acids)
Cellular component (GO): lysosomal membrane
Molecular function (GO): oxidoreductase activity
Source: RefSeq, a predicted model, not a curated record
ACGCGGCAGCGCCGAGGGCGGCGAGGCUCGCGGAACCUGCUGAGCAGCCCGGGUGCGGCGCGGGGAGCUCGCGGGCCUGUCGGCGGCGCUGCGCAGCGGGGUCGAGGUCCGGGCCCGGCGUCCGGCCAGCUGCCUCAGCAUGGAGAGCCAUGCCAGCUCGGCAUCCACCCCUGGGGCGCUGCCUUACUACGUGGCCUUCUCCCAGCUGCUGGGCCUGACUGUGGUGGCCACGACUGGUGCCUGGCUCGGUGUGUACCGAGGGGGCAUUGCUUGGGAGAGCGCCCUGCAGUUCAACGUUCAUCCCCUCUGCAUGGUCAUAGGCCUGGUCUUCCUGCAGGGAGACGCCCUGCUGGUUUACCGUGUCUUCAGGACUGAAGCGAAACGUACCACCAAAGUCCUGCACGGGCUGCUGCACGUCUUCGCCUUCAUCAUCGCCCUGGUGGGUCUGGUGGCGGUGUUCGACUACCACAGGAAGAAGGGCUAUGCCGACCUGUACAGCCUGCACAGCUGGUGUGGCAUCCUGGUCUUCGUGCUCUUCUUUGUGCAGUGGCUCGUGGGCUUUAGCUUCUUCCUGUUCCCUGGAGCGUCGUUUUCCCUGCGGAGCCGCUACCGCCCCCAGCACGUCUUCUUCGGCGCCGCCAUCUUCCUCCUCUCCGUAGGCACCGCCCUGCUGGGCCUGAAGGAGGCGCUGCUGUUCGAACUCGGGGCCAAGUACAGCGCGUUCGAGCCCGAGGGCGUCCUGGCCAACGUGCUGGGCUUGCUGCUGGCCGCCUUCGGCGCCGUCGUGCUCUACAUCCUGACCCGCGCCGACUGGAAGCGGCCCCUCCAGGCCGAAGAGCAAGCGCUCUCCAUGGACUUCAAGACGCUGACGGAGGGCGACAGCCCCGGCUCCCAGUGACCGGCCGCCACCGCCCAUGUGGCGGCCGCUGGGGGUCCCGUCUGUCCCGCACCUGCUGGGGCCGCCGUGGGUCUCCAGGACGGUGGCCCGUGGAGGGCUGGGCGGAGGGGUGGGGAGGCGAGGGGCUGGGCAGCGUUCCUCUCUGAGCGCUUAGGGUUUGGCCUCCUCCGCUUCCCCUCUUCGCUGCUGCUUUAGUCCUGUUGUUCAUGCCCAGACCCCCGCCCUGUUGUCCCUGUCACCACCCCCUCAGAUGGAGAAGCCUUGGGUAGGGUUUUGUGCCCUUAGUCCUGGUCGGAGAAGCACAGAUGCCUGAAGGAGACGAAGAGUGCUGGGCCACGUCCAGGGAGAAACCCGGGGCUCAGCGACGGGCCUGGCAAAGCCAAGACUUGCUUUGUGUAACACUGGACUCGUACCAGAAGUCUUGCCGGCCCGAAAAACACCGGCCUUGAAUGGGCCCAGUCUUUGGCAGCGGAGCAAGUGAUAUUAUGUGUAAAAUAUGUUGGUGUUCAGGGCAGUGUUCCCCAGGAGAGGGGAGGAACUGGCCCUGGGAAGCCCCAGAGAUGUGGCUUUGGCCCAGCUGCUCUAGAGCCUUCCCUUUCUUUAACCCUUUGGCCCCAGGACAGCUUUGUGGGGAGAGGGGUUCAGGCACAGGACUUCAGACAGACCUGUCCUUGGCGGCCAAGGGCAGCCCAAAGAAGAGAAAGGAGAUGGUCCCCUGUGUAGGCUGCUGUGGGUGGUGGGCUUCCUUGCAGCUCCCUCCUGCAGAGGCUCCGCUCCCCGCAGGGCCUCCUCCAUCCUCAGAGCUCAUCAGGCGCUGCUCUGACAGGCUGACGGUACAGACCUUUGUUUUAAACAAAAAGCUGCCGCUUUUGCCUUUUUUCCCUUUUGAUGGGGAGGGGUGGGGGCUGCCUGCUUCUGUUCAGGAGGAAAGCCUCAUCCUCUCCUACCUGAGACCCAUCUUUGCAGGAAGCUGGGACUGAGUUGGAAUCAGAUUAAUCCCCCCAACCCCAUGGCUGUGUAAUGCUGUUAGCUGAGUCACUGUUUGGCUUCAGUCUAGAAAUAACGUGAUUAGAGCAUCGAUCUUGUGCUUCUUGGACUCGGUGAAUGCUCUCUCCUUGUUUUCCUUGUUUUUCGGGCUUUGAGGAGCAUGACGUAGUUUGACACAAGACCCAGUUUACCUAAGUGAAGAGAUUAAUGAAAUUUCCAAAUCUGACUACUGUUCCUUUAAUGGUUGCCUUUUUCACACCUAAAUGCUGCCUUAGAGAAAGGGGCUUGUCUCCUCUAAUGCUCAGAUUUCUAAAACUCGGCUUUUGCAGUGGGUCCUCCCUCAGGGAUGCCACUUCUCAGAGCAGGGGGCUGUGGGUGGCACCCUCCACAGCAGGGCUGCCUGCCUCCCUCCCCAGGCCUCUCUCGCCCGCUGCAGCCCCUGCACCAGGAUGCUUGCACCCUGUGUAGGUUGUAGGCUCUGCAAGGGCGCAGGCUCCAGCAGUUCUUUCAUCGCCUGGUAUAGUCAGUGUUUACACGUGGGAAAACUCCACCUUAGACAAAGUACCAAAGUACAAUUGUGUCUCUUCCUUGGCAGAACAUAGAGAAACAGAACCUUGGAUUUGCAGUAACAGUCUGUAAACUGGCCUGUUUGCUAAAGUGUAUGCUGGAUGACUGAGGAGCCAAAAAGCCCCCCAAAAGCUGAUCCGUGGUGGUUUAUUUUGCCUGUGGCCAAUCUUCUGUGAUGUAGUGUCGUGUUGGUGCAACAGAUGAUUCAAUAAAUGUCUACAGCAGA